AUGGGUGUAGAUCAUCAGUAUUAUCCAAGGAAACACCCACAUUCGUCUCCGACUCGUCUUCUUCGUGUAACAAUUCCUUCAUCAUCAAAUUUUCUAUAUGAUAAAAGCGAUUUUAUAUGGAAUAAUCCAACAGAACUUAAUUUACUCGAUGUUAAAAAAGCACCAUUAACAACACCAGUUGAUGAAAAUACUUUUGUAAAACUUUUACCAUGUAUACGUCGUCUAUAUACCGUUUUUAAUGCAUUAUGUCCAAAUAUUUAUCGUAUACAUAGUUCGGAUUCGUCAAGAGUUUUAUAUGAAAUAAUUUGUUUAAUCGAACAAUAUCUUCAUAUACAUCCAUUACCAACAAUAUCAAUAAAUGAACUAAUUCAUAAUGAAGACUAUUUUCAUAAAUUUAUACAUAAACUAACAUUAUCACCAUCCUAUCAACCAUAUCUUGAUACAUUUUUAUUAUCAACAAAAACUGAAAUACGCUGUUUUGGUCAAGGUAUACACGCAUGUGACUAUAAUAAUCAACUUAAUCAAACAACAUUAUUUUGUUUUGAAUUAAAAACAUCACUAAAAAACCUUUUAUUAUUACCAAUUGAUAUACGUAUAUUAGAUUCCGAAAAAAAUAUUGUACCGAAUGAUACUAAACAUAUAAAUACAUACAAUCAUGGAUAUACAAAAUUAUUUUCCUGUAGUUAUAAACCUGUAACACAAGCAGGAACUUAUACAAUAUCUUUUUUUUACAAUCAUAUUGAAGUAACAAAUAAUCCAUUUACUGUUUUUAUAAGAAAUCCAUGUCAACAGAAUGAAGAAUUAUUAUCAGUAGACGUGAAAAAGAUGAAUGGGCAAGGUAAAAAUAAUUAUUUCUUCUCAAGGAUUUUAUAUAUUUUUAUCUGA
Molecule: messenger RNA, 885 nt
Organism: Adineta steineri
Lineage: Eukaryota; Metazoa; Rotifera; Eurotatoria; Adinetida; Adinetidae
Source: the annotation of a GenBank genome assembly